Messenger RNA from Mytilus californianus (California mussel), 2755 nucleotides. RefSeq lists its product as uncharacterized. Lineage: Eukaryota; Metazoa; Mollusca; Bivalvia; Mytilida; Mytilidae. The transcript is spliced from 8 exons. The record is from RefSeq and is a predicted model, not a curated record. The coding region runs from base 53 to 2227 and encodes 724 amino acids.
UAGUUAUGUAAAUGUGAUAAAUGUUUUGUGUCUCGAUAAAGUCAAAGAAGAUAUGCAUGGACUGUUUUUGUUUCAGAUUUGGAUCAGUUUUAUACUGACAAAAUUCGUCUACAUGGAAAGAAACUUGACAGCAAUUCUGUGUGAACAGCAAACAGUGUCAUUAAAAUGUGACGAAGGAACUAGGAUUCAUAUCAGUGAGGUACAUUUUGGACAAAAAGAAGAAGUCUUAUCUCUCGCCAAUACAACGCCGACCAAAGAUGAAAAUACAACGAGGGAAAUUGUUGAGUUAUUAUGCAAUACGCACAAUACUUGCCGCAUUGAUAACAGUCUAAAUAAUUUUACUGGUUUUCUGUCACUGGUUCCAAGAAAAAUUAGUUUCACGUACAGAUGUGAAUUUGAAUAUCAUGGUUGUUUCACAGAUGAGAUGGAAUAUGGUCUGUAUAGUCGUGGAUUUUUCUUAGCCGACAACAUGUCUGCAAAAAUUUGCUAUUAUAUAUGCAACACAGGACACGUCUCUCGUCAAUUUUUUGCUACAGAGAAUGGCGAUCAAUGUUUUUGUGGUGGUACCAUAGGCCUGAGUAAGCUAGAGAAAAGGAAACAGAAAGAAAACAAAUGUGAAACUCCAUGCGUGUCAAACGAAAAUGAAAUGUGUGGAUCCAUAAACAAAGCGUCAGUUUACGUGUUUGAAACAGAUAAACAACAAAUUGAUUCAGCCUAUACAACGCAGAUGAAUUUGCAUAGUUGUCACUACGGUUCAGAAAUGAAAGACAUCUACAUUAAAUCACUCGAAAGAUCCGAACAUUGUGAUGAUCUGGCUAAUACCACUCUGUCAGAUACUCAAAAUUGCUACAGAAAAUUUUACUGUUUUAAUUCGUCAAUAGAUAUCCGUAAUAUUACAGAGGAUUUCCGUUUCUUAUUCUUAAGAAAGUAUAUGAAGAUUACCUAUUCUUGCUUAGGAGAUUCCAAUGCCCCUGUUGGUUCAUUACAGUCAAUAAACGGAAGUAUAGGUUCACAUAACAACAAUAUAAUGAAUAGUGUUCCUGUAGGAUCAUUACACUCAAUAAACGCAAGUAUUGUUGGUGGCGUGGUCGGAGCUGUUAUCCUUACUGUUUGCAUCGUUUUUCUUACCUUGUGUCUGGUUAAAAGGUCCACUAGUAAAAACAGAAAGAAGAAAAGGAGACAGUAUACAACUUCUAAAAAUGGUUCGGAGAUCCAAGAUAAUGCUUUAUUGGUCAUGUUAUCUUCUAAUAAUCCAUCAUCACCCGGAUACGAGAGUCUUCAGUUAAAUCAUACGGAGUUCUUCGAAUAUGCACAAACCAUGGUUACAGCUGAACAAGAUUUAACCGAUGACGAGAUAAUAAAUGAUCAUUGUUCAAAGCAGUUAGCGAAUGAUAAUAAUGAAGUUAACCAUUAUGAGUUCGUUGAAGCAGCAAAUUAUUCUAAAUAUGAUAAGGGCUGUCCUUGUAAUCAAAGUAGUUUUCAGUUUCUUAAUUCAUCUGAAUCUGUAUCAAACAAUAGUCAAUUUAACAGCAACAAUAAAAUCGAGGAAUUAUUGCCUGUUAAAAAUAUUAUCUGUGAUACCACGAUAGAUAAUCCAUAUGACACAAUUGAUCCAGAAGAAACUGGAUUCAACAGAAGUAAGUCUAACAACAGUAACAGUAAAUUAGAGAAAAUUGUCCACGGUGAAUACCCAACUCAAAGGAAAAGUACAGGUAAUGCAUACGCCGUGCUUGAUCCUAAGGAAACUGGAUUUUACAGAAGUAGUUCUUGCAACAGUAACAGUAAAUUAGAGAAUAUUGUCCAUUGUGAAGAUCCAACUCAAAGGGAGAGUACAGGUAAUGCAUAUGCCAUACUUGAUCCAAUAGAAACUGGAUUUUACAGAAAUCAUUCUUUAGACAAUGAACUGGUGAAAGUAUUUCCCGGUGAUGACCUCAACCAGAAGGAUAACAGUACAGUCAAUCCAUAUGCCAUACUUAAUCCAGAAGAAACUGGGUACAGUAGAAGCAAAGUAGAGAACUGCAAACGCGCUUGCAGUGAAACUACUAGAAUAGAUCCUCCAGGAUUAGCUUUUGAUAACAGAAUGGAGGAUUAUACACAGAAUGCAUACUCAGUUCUUGAUUCAGGAGAAACAGGAUUUAUCAGAGGUCAGGUUACAGUUCAAAUGAAUGAAACAUGUCAUACAAAUAAUGAAUAUGAUUUAAACAGUUGGACUUACCUUGCAAAAUGAGCAUUUUAUAAUAGCUACUUAUGUUAAUUUGAACGGAUGCAGACAAAACCGUAUAGAAUAACUGUUUCAAAAAUAAUACUUACAACUACGAAGAUGCAUAUGAUCAUGUCAGUGUAAAAAAUAUAUGAAAUUUUAGGUUGACCAUUUACUUUGAAGAGUAGCAAUAUUUUAAUACUAAAUAUGCUAUUGAAAAAGUAACAAUUAUUUUUAUUCUCCAACUCAUGGAGUGGAUGGUAUAUAGCACCAAUUCGUCUUUUCUUUACAGUUCGUCUGUCCGUUAACAUUAUUAUCUUUAAUUAUUUAUGUUUUCUAUGUUUAGGACUUUCACUCUUUAUAGACGAAAUUUUAAUUUUUUAUUACACCCACUGAACAUAAAUUUUUAAUUCAUAAUUUCCAGCUUCUGUUUAUAGAUUGAUUUGAUUAGGAACUUAACAAUAUUGAAUUGUACCAUGUGAUCGAAACUAUUUGGCGAAACUUUGAAUUCUUAUUGUACCCACCGAACUUGGGAUGUUUUGUUAUCUGUAUUAA